This is a messenger RNA of Paramecium primaurelia, 664 nucleotides long. The record is from the annotation of a GenBank genome assembly. Lineage: Eukaryota; Ciliophora; Oligohymenophorea; Peniculida; Parameciidae.
AUGAAUAAUUAAAAUCGAAUUCCAAAGGGUGAUCUUAAAAAAGUUGUGGAUUCUCAAUUUCAUUAUGAAAGAAGAAAAUAUAUUUUUUGGGCAUUCAAUACUUCAUAUUUGGGGAUAGCUUUCUUUUAAAUUUAUUCAGAUGUAGUAAUUGAAGGUGGAGAGAAUCCUGCCUUAUGUGUUGAUACUGCACUCUUGAAUCAUGAUUUACAAUGUCCCAUAGGUUUAUAUAAGACAUUAGUUGCUUUGAUUGUUGCUCAUUUAAUUUAGAUGCUAUCAGCUACAAUUGGAUAUUUUGGUAUAGAUUAAAAGUCAAGAAAAAUAAAUAAAUCGUAUUCAAGUAUUUAAUUUGAUAAUAUUUAUUAGUAUUAUUGAUUGGUUCAUACAUUUAUGAUUUGAUAACAUCAUUUAUAUUAUGGUUUUCAUAUAAUACUUGGGAUGAUACUCCUUUUAGAAAUACUAAAAAUGAAUUUCUAAUGUUAUCAAUAUUCUUCCCAGCUUUAAUGGCAGUGGUUGGAUAUUUCUGUUUAAGUUAAUUCAAAAAAGCUACUUUUGAAAAUGCAUGUAAAUAAUAUAGAUUUAUUAAUAAGAAAUGUAAUAAGCAAAGGAUGAAUUAUUAGAAAAAUAUCCAUAAAUCGCAUCAGAUGUAGUCAAAUUGUUUUUAUGA